AUGGCUGCCUUACAACUCUUCUCAUUAUUCUUACUUUUCUUGAUCUUCUUCUUCCAUCCAACAAGGGCUUAUUCCAUCUGCCCUGCAUCAAACUGCUCCGGCGGACCUCCGGUUCGAUUCCCUUUCUGGCUUCGAAACCUCCAAUCCCCACGCUGUGGGUACAACAAUCCAGGGUUUGACCUCUCAUGCAGCAACGAAACCCCAAUCAUGACCACACUCACCCUCCCAGCAUCUUCCGACAACUUCAUAGUCCAACGCAUCGACUACGAGUUCCAAAAGCUUUACAUCAACGACCCCAACCACUGCCUCCCCAAACGGUUCCUAGACAACACCUUCAACCUCCACGGCACGCCGUUCCACUUCGGCAGAGUCCAGAACCUCACCUUCCUCAACUGCUCCUCACUGGGAGGAGCAAGCCACGCGACGUCGAUGCUCGAAGCCCCGAUUAUAUCCUGUCUCAGCACUGAGAAUCACAAGGUGUUGGCUGUUCCGUCGGGGGAGUACGAAAAUUGGCUUCGGUCAAUGUCGUCUUCGUCAGCUUCGCCGUCACCGUCACCGUCAGAGGUUUUGUGUCGGGUGAUUUCAAGUGUUAUGGUUCCGACUACAGCUACUUAUGAGAUGCCGGAUUUGUAUGGGCAUGUUGGGGAUGGUGUUGGGUUGACUUGGUCAACGGCUGACUGUCGUGAUUGUGAAGCCCGUGGUGGAGAUUGUGGGUUUAACAGAGAUGCUGAGCUGAGUGUGUGCUCGAUUAUUCCUAAGGCUAAGAGUGAAGGUCUUCCAAGAAGUGCAAAAUAUGGUAUAAUCAUAGGCGUGGGAAUACCUGGACUCUUGUGCAUCAUUGGACUCGCAAGUUGUGCCUUCGGCAGGAUAAAGGCUCACGCUCGUCGCCACCAGGCAAGCAUGGAUCUCUCCACCUUAGCUUCUCGGCAACCAACCUUCGUUACAAUAGGGCUUGAUGGCCCAACCAUUCAAUCGUACCCCAAGACUUUGCUUGGAGAGAGUAAGAGAUUGCCGAAGCCCAAUGACAACACGUGCUCAAUAUGUUUGAGUGAGUACGAGGCCAUGGAAGCAUUGAGGACUAUACCAGAGUGUAAUCAUUAUUUCCAUGCUAGUUGCAUAGACGAAUGGCUUAAAAUGAAUGCGACAUGUCCGGUUUGUAGGAAUUCACCAGAGGGCUCAUCUGUUGCUACCCAUUCUUCCUCAAUGUCGUCUUCAACUUUUUCUAUAGCAUCACCAUAGAAUUUGAUUGUCGUGUUAUUUUUUUCCAUAAUGUAGGUAUGGUUGUGAUUUGAUAUAUAUAUAUAUAUAUUUGGGCUUGCGAUAGCUGGAGACAAAUGAUUGUUUUGUACUACUACAAUAAUCAAACGAGGUUGUUUACUGGCU
Messenger RNA from Pyrus x bretschneideri (Chinese white pear), 1383 nucleotides. Its product is annotated as RING-H2 finger protein ATL20. The record is from RefSeq and is a predicted model, not a curated record. Bases 1 to 1239 code for a protein of 412 amino acids. Lineage: Eukaryota; Viridiplantae; Streptophyta; Magnoliopsida; Rosales; Rosaceae. Gene Ontology annotation, molecular function: polysaccharide binding. The transcript has 2 exons.